Molecule: messenger RNA, 4087 nt
Organism: Paramuricea clavata
Lineage: Eukaryota; Metazoa; Cnidaria; Anthozoa; Malacalcyonacea; Plexauridae
Source: the annotation of a GenBank genome assembly
UUCAAGAAGUUGAGAAUGUUAUGUAUGGUGGUGAAAGACAAGUUGGUUAUGUUUCUUUAAACAGCAAAAGUCCCAUGUCGAUGACAGCCAAAAUUCUCGUCGGAGCAACAACCCCUCUUUGGAUUUCGGUCGGGAUAGCAGGUCUUAUAAUUGGCGGGCCUGCUUUGGGAGCAAUAGCUGUGAAAAAACGUGUUGAUGGCAAAAGGAAGCUUGAGAAUUAUCAAUGUCAACCAAAUGAUACGUUGGCCAAACGGUCUAAAAAGUUUCUUGACUCUAUAGUCGGAAACGUUCCGCGUCAAUAUGCUGGGAAGCAAAUGGAGAAAACCAAAUCGGUCUUGUCAAAAUAUACAAAUUCGCUUCCGCGGGUGAUUGAUGCCGAUUGGAAAAUGGUUUCACAGUUAAACAACGAAACGCGAGACCAAGGUGAAGUAUUAAGGCGAUGUAGUCCAAUUCAGAAGAGAAGUUAUGAGUCGUGGGAGAGACUGGGAUUCCUAGGUGUUAGGCUCUAUCCAGCAACAGUGGAUGCCCAUGAUCUUGACUGGAAAGAAGACGUGGGUUCAUUCAUUGGAGAAGGAGAGUUUUCCUCCGUGUACCGUGGUACUUUAACUACUACUGGAAGCAACACAACUAAGCAGUCAAAUCUUCACCAAAUCGUAGCGGUUAAAGUAUUCAAGCAACCUUUCGAUCUUCCAAAUUCAAGAUUUUAUCUCAAUGAAGAAAUUAUUAUCAGGUGUAUACAUAUGUAUAUUUACGUCACUGCAUGCCUCUGUUAUUUCAUUUAGUGAAAUAUGGAACACAAAAAUAAACAAUGCUGGAUAAAUCAUAUCAUAUACAAUUAUUAAUCAUAUGGUUCUGAUAAUGUCAGCCAUUAAUGUUGCAUCUAAAAUAUGAUUUCAAUUCUUGCGCUUUCAGGUUGGUUGGUUGGUUGGUUGGUUGGUUGGUUGGUUGGUUGGUUGGUUGGUUGGUUGGUUGGUUGGUUGGUUGGUUGGUUGGUUGGUUGGUUGGUUGGUUGGUUGGUUGGUUGGUUGUUUGGGAGGGAUGGAUUAGUUUUGUUAAAGGGGUUUAAAUCGGGAAAGGAGUUUUAUUUGUAAUUUUAAAAAUUCUAUCAAAUCCUCUUUAUUGCCAGAACUUUUUUAAACUGAAUUCACGCUCUAAAAGCUGAAUUUUGAGGUUCACCUUCGCAUAUAAGUAAACAAGUAUACAGUUCACUAGUUUAGUAAAACAACAUAAUUUUUCUGAAUUUUUAACGUCAUUUUAUUUACUGUAGGGGGCUGAAUCACAAACACAUUCUUACGUUCUACGGAAGUAUGCGUAUGAUGAGUACUCAUAAUCCAUCCACUCCAUCCGUUGACCACAAAUUCGUUUUCGUGAUGGAAUUCUGCCACGACAAUCUCAGAAAUGUCAUUUUCAAUGACGAUAGCGUAACACCUGCAAAAGCUGAGAACACCAAACGAGCAAUUGAAAGCUUUCUCAAGUGGGCGAUAGGAAUUGCGGAUGGUUUACACUACAUCCACCAAAAGCGUCUUUUCCACAGACAUCUCAAAUUAGAAAACAUUUUGGUUUGUAUUUACCAUAUAUUAAUAAAUGAAAGUGUAUAUCAAUGAAAAAGGGUUAGGCCAAUCAUGCUUUUAUUAACUGGUUUGAUGUGCAAAUAACCAACUGGUAACAUGAAAUUAGUCAUACUGUUGUCGCCAGUAAACUGCGAAACGACUGUUUUUAGGGCGGUGUGUCAAUGACGAGGGACACGUUUGUGAAAAAUAACUUACAAAUCAAUAACACUUCUUUUUUCUAUCAAAAUUAAAUUUAAUAUUUGGAAUAUACAAUGAAGUUGUAAAAUGCAAAAUUACAGUAGUAGACAUGUUUUCAAUUUACCAUAUGCUACAUGCCUACACAUAGUAAAAUGAAAUUUUAAUUUGCUGCGGUCAGACAAUAUAGGCAAGGACGUAGCGAAGACUCUGUCAUUGCGGCAGGGGAGGAGGGGGUCAAAUUACCUGAUUUCUUACAUUUUACGUUAUCACGUGUAGUGUUUCGAAAUAAUAAAAAGUUUGAUCCAAAUUAUAAACUUCCCAUAUUUCAAAACGUUGUGGGGAGCUGCAAGGAUUUCAAAUUCCUCGCAUCACAGUCCAGUCGUAUACCCCUCGGUCUAUAGGUUUAAAAUCAGUUUCAGAUUGUUUCAAUUUUCCAUAAUAUAUGCUAAGUCUUUAUACGUGCAUUUUUCCUUUAGCAUGUUUGAUGUCCAGGAGGAUUGACUACCUAUUUUAAUUUAUAUAAUCUCUAAAUGCCAUUCAAUAUUGUUUCGCCUUAGGUGCAUAAAGAUGGUCGAGCAAUGAUAUCAGAUAUUGGCAUUGUGGGUCAUUAUAAGAAAACAGAGAAAAGCAUCAUUUACCUCGCACCAGAAGUACUUAAAGAUCUGAAGAUGCGCACAAAAGAAGCAGAUAUUUACAGUUACGGUAUUAUGUUGUGGGAGAUGUGGUAUGGCACCCAGGUGUUCCAAAACCUCAUGCCACUCAACAAAGAUGAAUUCCAAGAAAAGAUCGCCAGAGGUUAUCAUCCCGAAACAAAUUCCAGAAGGAUCAUUUUCCCGGAAGUACUCUUUAUCAUGAAGCGGUGUUGGGCGAAAGAUGCAGAUAAAAGACCUACAGCUCAGGAAUGCUCCAUGAGUUUCCUGGAUAUUUCACUGACUCUAAAUAACGAGUCAUUUGACAAACCGAGCACACACGCGCAAAAUCCAAACACUGCAUGAUAUAGAUUAAAACACACUAAAUAACCAUAUAUCAUAAAUAAACACCACAGCUGUGGAGUACCAUUACGUAGUGGAGACAUUGGCAAGUGGAAACGUUUUAAACAGCAAUAAUUUAGACAAGUUUUUAAUGUAUACUACCUUAUAGUUAGAGAGGAGGCCUUGCUCAUAGAUAGACACUUGUAAAGUACACUGGGGUGGGAAUAAUAGACCGAUUCGAGAAGAAGUUGUCAAUCUUUUUUCUUUCGAAAUCAAUUUCAAUCAGGGUGAUUAAUCACUACUGCCAAGCUGAACAGAUUUGAAAUUGCUCUCAAUCUCGAAAAACAGCUCGCGGUAUCAAGUUUUCGUUAUAUAUAGAUUCCUUGAGUACCCAUAAUGUAGAAUAAUGGAACAAAAUACUCGAACUCAAAAUUUUGUAAAUCCGGGGGUUUCUUUCCAACAAACUAAAAAUGGCUUGCGCACGAAAUUUAAAAGCUUUAAUCGCUUGAAUUAUCGGAUGAAACAGUUGUUGGCUUUUUAAUUACUGUACAAUAUUUCAGACAAUUUGCUUUAGCUUAAGUUUUUUAACUAUUCAUUUUUUCCUAACAAAUCAGCCAUUUGCAAUGCCUUUACCUAAUUUGCAUAUUGCUGACAUAUGCAAAUUAGGCAAAUGCAUUAAUUAAGCAACAUUUGCAUGAAUAGUCUUUAACUAUGGAUGCAAAUUGUUUGAAAUUUCGUGCAGCAACUAAACACCCAACACAUUUUGCACCCAUUAACUCAAAAUACAAUUAAUUAAAGCUUUUAAAUCUCGUGCGCAAGCCAUUUUUAUUUUGUUGGAAAUAAACCCCUCCACCCCCACCCCCUGGUUUACAAAAUUUGAGUUCGCGAAAUUUCGUUCAUUUUUCUACAUUAUACGGUACCCAAUGUUUACGGUACCCCAAUUUUUUUUUUCAGACUUUAUUUCAUGAGGGUAAACAUUGACAGUAAGUGUGAACUACUGAUAAAUUCGUGGCCCUCUUUACAUAAGUACAAUUAAGCUAAUACAAUACUAAAACUUAUAAAAACUCUAAAACUACCAUAUUUACAAAUAAAAUAAUCCACCACCCACCUAAGCAAUUUCUAAACGCAUGGCGGACUUCUGGUCCGUUAAAAUUUUAGUAUAAAAACUGCGUUUAAACAUAGAUAUAGAUUUCUGUUUGCGCAAUGUAACAUCGAGGGCGUUCCAAUCUUUAAUAGUUCUAACGGUGAAAGUGCGCCCACCUUCAGUCUCUCUAGUGUAUUUUGGGCACACCAUGUUCAUAUUAUUAAAGCGAGUAUUUCUAGUAUGAAUAUCUGAGUUCCUUACUAGCAUCGUGCUUAAAUAUUCAG